This is a messenger RNA of Poeciliopsis prolifica (blackstripe livebearer), 1558 nucleotides long. RefSeq names its product flagellar attachment zone protein 1-like. NCBI's taxonomy places the organism in Eukaryota, Metazoa, Chordata, Actinopteri, Cyprinodontiformes, Poeciliidae. Bases 1 to 990 code for a protein of 329 amino acids. The transcript has a single exon. The record is from RefSeq and is a predicted model, not a curated record.
AUGAUGUCCAUCGACCGAAAGUCUUUGCUUAAAGCAAAUGAGGAGCUGAACGCGCAAGUUCUAAAUGCGAAAAAAGCUGCAUUUGAAGUAGACACUCUGCUUCGCGAGAAAGACAGGGAAUUAAAAGAACAGCUGGAGGCAAACGAAGCUUUAAAGAAAAAUAUCACCACUCUGGAGCACGAAAAGACCACCUUGAAGAGCGAAAAGAUGGCCUUAGAGAUAGAAAAGACCGCCUUGGAGAUAGAAAAGACCGCCUUGGAGAUGGAAAAGACCGUCUUGGAGAACGAAAAGACAGCCUUGGAGAGGAAAAAGAUAGAAAAGACCGCCUUGGAGAAUGAAAAGACGGCCUUGAAGAACGAAAAGACCGCCUUGGAGAACGAGAAGACGGCCUUGGAGAACAAAAAGACCGCCUUGGAAGAGAGAAGCAUAAACUUGGAGCAUGAAAAGACAGCCUUGGAGGAGAAAAUCACCAUCUAUGAUCACACAAACAUGAUCUGGAAAGAGGAAAACACCGCCCUCAAGCUGAAAAGAGACGUCUUGGAGCAGACAAACACCGCCUUGGCGCACAUAAACUCCACCCUCGAGCAGGAAAAGACUGCCUUGGAGGAGGAAAACACUACUCUUAAGGUGAAAAACACCGCUCUGGAGCAGAAAAGUGACGAAUUGGAGCAAAUAAACACUGUAUUGGAGGAGGAAAACACCUCUCUGAAGGUGAAAAACACCGCUCUGGAGCAGAAUAGUGACAUCUUGGAGCAAAUAAACACUGUCUUGAAAGAGGAAAACACCACUCUGAAGAUGAGAAGCGCAGCUCUGGAGCAGAAAAGUGACGUCUUGGAGCAGAAAAACACAACCUUGGCGGAAAUAAACACCACCCUUGAGCUAGAAAUUAAUGCCUUGAAAGAGAAAAACACCACUCUGAAGGUCAAAAACACACUCUGGAGCAGAAAAGUGCCAUCUUGGAGCAGACAAACACCGCCUUGGCGCAUAUAAAUACCAACCUUAAGCAUGAAAACACCGCCCUGAAUAAGGGAAAGACCGCCUUAGAGGAGGAAAAUAAUGCCCUGACGCUGAAAAGCACCACUCUGGAGAAGAAAAGAACCACCUUGGAGAGGAAAACCACGGCCUUGGAGCAAAUAAAUGCUAUCCUCAAACAGGAAGUCACUGCCCAGGGACAGAAAAUCACCGCUUUAGAGGAGGAAAAAAGCUCCCUGGAAAAGGAAAACUCCACCCUGAAGAUGAGAAGCACCACCCUGGAGAAGAAAAUAACCAUCUCGGAGAAGAAUAAAACCAUCUUGAAGAGGAAAUCCACAGCCUUGGAGGAAAUAAAAGCCAUCCUCAUGCAUGCAGUCACCGACCGGGGGCAGAAAAUCACCACUUUAGAGGAGGAAAAAAGCUCCCUGGAGGAGGAAAACUCCACCCUGAAGCUGGAAAUCGAUGCCUUGAUGAAAUAUAGCACCAACCUGGAGUUGAAAAGCAAGACCCUGGAAGAGAUAACCAGUGCUUUAGAGGAAAUGAACACCGCCUUUGAACUGGAAAACACCGCCCUGAAGCUGCAAAA